AUGAUCAGAGCUGCCAACAUAACGUGCCUUGAAUUCAUUCUCCAGUUGAACAAACAGGCGUCAAAAUGCAAGUAUGGUGACCAAUUGGAAGAACAUUUUUGUGAUAGUCUCAUUCCUGGAAUCAGCAACAUCUCAUUACAACGUAAGAUGUUGGAAAAGAAAGAUAUCACGUUUGCUGAGGCUCGAAAAAUCUGUGAGCAAAGUAACGAUUUGUGUGCUGCCACAAAUGCGGAUACUCCUGUUAUUCCAUCGGCGAUCAAUGAAACCCUUGCGUGA
This is a messenger RNA of Echinostoma caproni, 276 nucleotides long. The record is from the annotation of a GenBank genome assembly. Lineage: Eukaryota; Metazoa; Platyhelminthes; Trematoda; Plagiorchiida; Echinostomatidae.